AUGCCUCCACGUUUUUCAGUUCAGCCUUCUUGGAAGGUUUUGACAGGUACGCUGCACGGUCAAAGUCCAGCUGCCGCGUCCUCCAAUACCAUCCAAACCACUACACGAGCAGCAUCCUCCAAAGCCAGUACACAGAAGCGAACCGACUUCUUUCGGGCUGCACAGGCUCGUCAGCGCAAGGCUGCCAAUCUUUCCCGACAACAAGUUCUCAAGGAGGAGCGCGAUGCUUCACUUGGUGAUCCUUUAGCAACUCGGCCCACGGCUUUCAUUCAGCAGGUUCAAUCGAUCUCCACCGAAUCCCAAGUCUCGUCAUCAGGAGCCGGUAUCAACUAUUACCUCAAUGCGGAGGAAUUGAACAGCGCAUUGCAAUUUUCCAAAGACCUGAGCGAGCCUCUUCAGAACCCGGAUCGCAACACAGUAGACCCCCAGAAGGAAAAAGAGCAAUUGGAGAGUCAUGAACAACAGCACAAAAACGCAGAGGAGGCGAUGCAGCGCAUUGUGAAUCUCAGCAAUGGUAAUACCAAAGAUCGCAUGCGAUUGAAUAUACAGAAGUGUAUCGAGGAGUUUGGACGACACAGCACCGAUACAUUCCUUCCGCCCAAGCCUGCCAGCGUUCAGCAACCGAAUACCUCCGACAAAUUGGAAAAAGUUCCCCGUGUUGGCAAUGAUACCGGCUCACCCGAGGUGCAGGCCGCUAUUUUGACUGUCAAGAUCAUGAACCUUUCUCGACACUUACAGACUGCCAACAAGGACAAACACAACAAGCGUAACUUGCAGGUCCUUGUCCACAAGCGACAAAAGUUGCUUCGUUACGUCCGUCAAAAGGAGCGCGGUGGCCCUCGUUGGCAGAACCUGAUGGAGAAGUUGGGUCUCUCUGAUGCAGCAUGGAAGGGAGAAGUAGCUCUAUAA
Penicillium angulare is the source of this 909-nucleotide messenger RNA. RefSeq names its product mitochondrial 37S ribosomal protein uS15m. The transcript is spliced from 2 exons. The record is from RefSeq and is a predicted model, not a curated record. Gene Ontology annotation, molecular function: structural constituent of ribosome. Lineage: Eukaryota; Fungi; Ascomycota; Eurotiomycetes; Eurotiales; Aspergillaceae. The coding region runs from base 1 to 909 and encodes 302 amino acids. Gene Ontology annotation, biological process: translation. Gene Ontology annotation, cellular component: ribosome.